CUAAACCCUCUCACUGGACGCAUAAAAAUUCCUCUAAAUCCCUUUCGUCUCUCGCGCGAUCUCCAUCAUCAAACCAGAAGAUCUUUGAAGAACCGAUCAUGGAUGGUGAUAAAUCAAAGACCUUAACCAAGAAGGAGCGUUUUGAGUUGAUUAAAAAGGGUGGGCGUUUUGAGUUUUACAAGAAUCAAUUCCUCAUGAACCAGAACAAAUCUCCUACUGUUGAGAUGGCUUCUGACGGUGCUGGUACUGGAGCUAACACGCGCAAGGAUGUCUAUGGGAAUAGCUGGAUACCCUAUAACACACAACUGGAGGCUGAGAAACCUUACAAGUGGUUGUCUCCUUUUUUUCUUUACCGGGAAAGCAUACUUGAGGCGGACAAGGACAGAUAUUUUAGUUUUGAACUACUUUCUCAAUCGUGGGAGCUGGAGCCAGAAUCUAUGAGGGCUCCUUAUGUGGCUAAAUCUGCCAUCCGCAUGGAUGAGUUUGAGAAUGUGAAAAAAGCCCAGCACAACAAGUAUCUGGAGCAAUGGAUAUCUGGGGAUGAAAAUUAUGAAAAGUCAGUCUCUGAUGAACCUAACGAGCUAGUGAGGCCAGCCACGGGUUUUUUGGUUUACUUGGAGGAGUUUCUUGCGAGUGCCAACGACAAGUCAAUGGAGGAAUUCACAGAAAUUUGCAAGAACAGGUCUCUUAACACUGUUAGUGUGAUUGCAGAUUUGACUGAGAUAUGGGAAUCGAUGUCUGAAACUGCUAAGCAGCCUUACCUUGCUAAGGCUGCUGAGAUGAUGGCUGCUUAUGACCAAAUGCUGAUAGCCCGAAUCAAAACAAUGGAACGUCCCACCUCAGACAACAAAUCUGGAACAUCACAGGAGGUAGGAUGCGAUGGCUAAGAAGAAGUUGAAGAUAGGCUACAAGGAUCUCUGGCUGGUUAAAAUGGGAUCUCUUGAAAUGGUUCCUCUUUUUUUUUUUGUUAGUAAACCACGAUGUUGAUU
Molecule: messenger RNA, 989 nt
Organism: Arabidopsis arenosa
Lineage: Eukaryota; Viridiplantae; Streptophyta; Magnoliopsida; Brassicales; Brassicaceae
Source: the annotation of a GenBank genome assembly